AGAAGGAGCACACAUGCACAACCUUGUUUGGAAGAACUUUCAAGGAUUUUCAGUUGUUGGAAAUAGCAGAGGAACUUCAUGUAGAUAAGCUGAUCCCAUUGAGUCUUCGAUUAGGUCUGAACUAUGCAAGGAUCUGCAGAAUUCGAAAGGAAAGCAACUUUCAUUCUGUAAAUGUUUGCUACAACGUCAUGGUGCAGUGGCAGAAGGAACAAACAGCUCAAAACGACCAGGUCGAAACUCUCGCCAGGAUUCUGGAGGACUGCCAGGAGGGAAGGAAAGCAUACAAGAUCCGCAAUAAUCACUUGGGUGUCACCAAUGAGGGGAAGACAUUGCUCAUCAGUGAAGACCGGCAUAUUAAAGGAGUGACAGAGGUUCAGCUCAAUGUCACCCAUUCCAAUCCGUCGGUGAGGAAAGAAGCACAAGGUAAUCUACAAGCUCUCCUAGAUGCCAUUUCCUCAGAGAUUAGUUUGGUCCCAUCCACAGGAGUAGCAGCAGAAUUUUUAGAGGAGCUGAAAACAUUCAGCAUCUUGUGUAAGCGACACUCAGACUUGGUGAAGGGCUUGGAGAGGAGCAUAGGGAGGAGUGGAUUAUACAGGCUAAUUGGAUUGACUGUAGAUUCUAUUCAUUUCAAUGUGAAGGUGUACACCAUCGAAGGUCUACGUCAGCUUCAAAGAGAUGUCCAAAGCGGCCGCAUCGGACAUCAGCUUGGAGAGGUGCUCAUCUCUGAAAAAACCAAGCAGCAAGUUCAAGAGGAAAUCGUUCUAGAUGUUGCGCCGGAAGGAAGUAGCGCUUGGGAUGUACUUUCACAUGCAGUCAUCGACCCAAUCCUUCGGAGCACUAGUCUGUCAACAGAUUUUGAGAAGAGGGAAGCAUUGAAAGAAGACAGAACAACAUCAUCAGAUGUCAUGGCCCACCAAGGACACCCAGUUGUCCGGGAGCCAUUGUUAGAAAGCAGGUAGUCACUCAGGAAGAAGGAAAUUAUGGUCUCCUAGCUGGUAAUUCUCCUUCGGCAACACCUGGAGAAGUUGCUUCAGUGGCAUCUCAUAUAACAAUGAGACAGGAGAAAUGUGGGCCAGACGAUGCUGCGGACAAAGAAAAAGAUUCUGCAACAAGCGCAGAGAAAGUG
Molecule: messenger RNA, 1126 nt
Organism: Strongylocentrotus purpuratus (purple sea urchin)
Lineage: Eukaryota; Metazoa; Echinodermata; Echinoidea; Camarodonta; Strongylocentrotidae
Exons: 3
Coding region: 189-959 (256 amino acids)
Cellular component (GO): cytoplasm
Source: RefSeq, a predicted model, not a curated record